Molecule: messenger RNA, 4727 nt
Organism: Chara braunii
Lineage: Eukaryota; Viridiplantae; Streptophyta; Charophyceae; Charales; Characeae
Source: the annotation of a GenBank genome assembly
UGCGGGUGUGUGGCGACUCUGGCGAGGGGAGGUGGGAGGUGGGAGGUGGGUGGAGAGGGCAGUUCUCCCAGGUACUUAUAUUUGUCGGGAUCACACAGUUGGACCUACGUAUCGGUGCAUUGUCCACCACCGCUGCGGCUGCCUCGGCUCGGGGGCACUUGUUGAGGACACCAGCGACCGGCAUCGGUGGGUGGGACCAGCAGUGUGAUCUGCUGGCCUGCGGUAGGCUCCUGAGUUUUGUCGUCUUUUGUUGCUGGGCGAAAUGGCAUCUUCUGCAGCUGCAGUAUGGACAGCAUCGACAAUGUCCUCGGCAGUGUCUACUGCCAAGGUCAGCUCACAAAGAGCUGAGCAUGGGACUGCAACUCGGAAGGGGAGCUCUUGUUGUGUCGGCAGAUUGCUGAACCUUCGUCACCAGUCUCCAUCGCCCUCGCAGUCAGCAGUGUGCGCUGGAAGGUUGUUGCUGUCACCAUCCAGAGAAGCCACGUGUGCCCGGCGCAACGAUUUAUCAGCUGUGUUGUCGGGGUAUUCUCUCACUGGUGCAUUGUUGUCCCCGAAGUCCAACGGGUUGGGUCGAAGUUUGUACCUCUCUGGACAGGAGAUCUUGCCUCGUGGUUUGGGUCCCGUUUCGUUGAGCAGGCCGAAGAAGCAUGAGGGCGGUGGUAGGACUAUAGUCUGCAAAGCGUACGAUGCUGCGGGUGCAGGCAGUGUUCCAGAUUCCUCGUCUGCAGCAGCCGCUGCUGCGACAUCUCCUAGCACUGCUGCAGACUCAACCAAGGCAGGAGCCGGACCCGUCCGUCUGGCGAUCAUUUUUGGCCUGUGGUAUUUUUUCAAUGUUGUUUUCAAUAUUUACAACAAGAAGGUUCUUAAUGUGUAUCCGUUCCCAUGGCUGACCUCAACGCUCUCUCUCGUGGCGGGAACCCUUUUUAUGCUGGUCUCUUGGGCCAUCCGGGCGCAACCAGCCCCACGCUUGUCGAAGGAGUUCUUGUGGGCCCUAGCACCUGUGGCAUUGUUUCACACGAUUGGUCACGUGGCGGCAACCGUAAGCAUGAGCAAGGUUGCUGUGUCAUUCACUCACAUCAUCAAGAGUUCCGAGCCCGUCUUCAGCGUCUUCGUGUCCAGCCUCUUCCUCGGGGAAUCGUUUUCUCUGCCCGUCUACCUUUCCUUGCUCCCCAUUGUCCUUGGAUGCUCCAUCGCCGCAGUCACAGAGUUGACGUUCAACGCUGUCGGGUUCUGGGGAGCAAUGAUUUCGAACGUUUCUUUCGUGUUUCGUAACGUCUUCUCCAAGAAGGGCCUUAUCAACUUCAAGGAGAUUGAUGGAAUCAACUUGUACGCAAUGAUCACCAUCGUCUCUUUGGUGUAUCUCACUCCAUUGGCACUUUUUGUUGAGGGGCCUGCGGCAUGGACGGCCGGUUGGAAUUCUGCUACAGCGCAAAUUGGGGUUCAACAGUUAGCUUGGUGGAUGUUCUUGCAGAGCAUCUUUUAUCAUUUGUAUAACCAGGUGUCAUACAUGGCACUCGACAACAUUUCUCCCCUGACGUUUUCUGUCGGGAACACCAUGAAGAGAGUGGUUGUCAUUGUUGCUGCCAUCAUCGUGUUCAAGACGAAGGUCACUCCUCUCAAUGCGAUUGGGUCAGCUGUUGCUAUCUUUGGUACUUUCCUCUAUUCACAGGCAAAGGCAUAUUCUGACAAAAAGCAGAAAUAGAGGUUGGGCAGCAAAAAGGAGGUGGGAUCUGAACAGGUAUAGAGAGAGCAACAGAAUGUGCAGCAGAGGUGGUGUUUCUCCGGUAAUUGGGGGGGAGGGAGUUGGGAGGAAUGGGGGGGGGGGGGGGGGGGCAAGGGGGAAAACGGGGGGGGGGCAGAGGGAGGGCAAGUUCACGAAGGAGGGCCUUUAUGUGAGCAUGACGAGGUUGGGGGUGAGAUCUGAGAUGAGGUAGGUAAGACCAGAGCAGUUGCGAUGAAGAAGUCUCCGUCUCUUAGCGGUUGAUUCUGCCGCAACGACACCAGGAGGCGGUAUAGCAGGAGGUACAGCAGGUGGUAUAGCAGGCGGUACACGGUACUUUUUAUCUCUUCGUGACACGGGUGUCUUCCGUGAUCACUGUCCCAGCAUUUGUUCUUGCUUGUGCUGAAUUCUGCUGACUUGGCAGUUGGGAAGAAGCUGCUUUUGCUGAAUCCUGCUGACUUGGCAGUUAGGAAAAAGGAGGUCAGUUUCUACUAUCUAGGGUUGAUAAUACUUGAUAUGUAGUUGUGAGAUGAUGUACGUAACAUGUAGUUCAGUCUAGGUUCGUCCUUGAUGCCCACCAUGUUUAAUUAACUUUAAUAUCUACUUCCUGCAUCUGAGGCAUGACGGCCCGAAAGGCUGCCGCUUAUUUACUGUGCCAUAUUUCCAAGAAUCAUAGUCUCCUCGUUGAUUGUACCGAUUUGGUUUCAUUCGCUCUGGAACUGACAUUAUGGUUGGUCGAUCUGGUUUUCAUUCGGUCCGGUUUGGAUUAUAGAGCCUGAUCAGAUCAGAAGCUCUAGAAUCCAGAUAGCCUUUUAGUAUGCAAUGCUAUGCAUGCAAAAAUAUGGCCAGUGUCUUGCUUGCCUUGCGUGCAUCUUGUUGUCGCCAUACUGGGGGAUUGGCAACCACCCUCCCCCAAAUCCAUUUAGUAUGCAAUGCUAUGCAUGCAAAAAUAUGGCCAGUGUCUUGCUUGCCUUGCGUGCAUCUUGUUGUCGCCAUACUGGGGGAUCGGCAAACUCCCCCCAAUCCCCCCGUGUAGGGAUACCAAAGGAACGCCCACUUGAUCACGCCGUUGAGUAAGUAAAUUAUGAGUCUUUGCUGCAAUGACAGUACCAGCUAGGUUGCAGGGUACAGGGAAGAGGGGGAGAGGAGGGGGGGGAGAGAAAGAAGGGGAUAGGAGGAAGGGGAGGGGGAGGAGAGGGAGGUGGAAAGCUCCCUCCUCAAGACAGCCGAAUGCCAUGUUGUUUAUUUGUGAAAGCUCUUCGCAGUUUGUUCAUACUGUAUAAUGUUAACACAAUAGUUUUCAUUAUCCUUCCUCUGACGCAUCUGCAGCAUCAGUGUUGAUUUUACUCAUCCCUCUUGACCUCAAUGGAUUGCAGGAGGAUUGUUCUGGAAGGUGUGUGAUUACUGGUUCUGGUUUUGUGUAUUGAACGAGAGUAUUGUUCUCGAGAUGCUGUUGUUGGUUUCGACUCUUUUCGGGGAAGCAUCCUCUCACUGUGUUUGGUUUGUUCCUCGUCUUCGCCUUCAGGGAGUGGGCUUUGUGGAUUUCAAAACUACCAUCCUUCGGUAGUUUGGCCCGAACUACCCAAGUGUUUCCCAAACUAUGAGACACACUGUGCCUGUUUGAUGCAUUACGGAGAGAAUUUACGUAUUCCCAGAUGGGAAAGAGUUUGUCAGAAAAGCUACCAUUUCCAUUCCUCUGAAUGAUACCUUGGUUUUCGUGGACUCUCGAGGGACCAUUGCUUGGCUUGCUGCCGUUUUCUCACCUUUCUUGCACAAGGAACUGAGACAGACAUGUGAAAUUGCGGAGUGAAGAAAUCUUCUUCCGCAUCAGAUGUUGGCGGAGACUUUUCUUUGCAGACGAUCGCAAGCGGAUCGACUGACAUUGAUUGGGAGGAGGUUGGGAAAGCCUUUGUAACAGGUUUAAGAGAAUGAGAGGCAAAACAUGCGCUUUUCAGCUUCCGAUGAUCGGGGUUUUCGGAUUGAGUUCCACAAGAGAGAAGACUGGUUAGACUGGUGAUCACCAACAAGGUGACCUGUCUGCUCCACAAGAGAGAAGACUGCUUAGACUGGUGAUCACCAACAAGGUGACUUUUCUGUUCUGGAUACAUCUACUGUGGUGGCGUUUCGGAAGGAAAGGGUUGGAGGGGGGGGCGGGGGGGGGAGAGAGAGAGAGAGAGAGAGAGAGAGAGAGAGAGAGAGAGAGAGAGAGAGAGGGAGGGAGGGAGGGAGGGAGGGAGGGAGGGAGAGUGGCAUACAUGUACAAAGUGCAGGAGAGGGAGAGAGAACAGCAUGGCAGGCAGGAAAGAGCGGCUGGAUGUGUGCGAUGAUCUCAUUUUUGUCUUACAUUUUAUGCCAGCACCAUCAACCCGUUCCCUUUCUGAUAUGAAAGACCUGGCUUGCUGGUAUUAUGUCCUCUGUGCUGUAUGUGCAGAAUUUGUUAUGGAAAUCAAUCGUUGAUGUACAGGAUACUGCAAGUAGGUGAAAAAUGGUAUUGAUGCUGUCCGAUGUUAUUCAGAUGAAGGGCGGCAUCGUCUGCGAUUUGCAGGCAGCGAAAUAUCUGCCUGCAUGUACGCCAACACCGAAGCAGUGUACACAGUUCAUCAUAAUUGUUGCUUGCUUGGCGAUCCUGUACGGACCUUUUCUGGUCUCGUGCCUUGUCAUCGUUUCGAGGACAUGGAUUCCACUUCCCUAUUUUCGACAUGACAUGUUUCAUUAAGAUAGAAUCGUUCGUAGUGCUAGGUCUCUUCUCUUCCUACUCUUCUCCCAUAGUAGCGCUACGUCUCUUCUGUUCCCACUGUUCUCUUCUCCCGUUUACUUCACCAACCUGUCUUUCGGUGGAACCUAUCUCCUGGAUUUGUCAUCCAUACAGUGGUGAGCAGAUGAACCUGUCUUCCUUGCUCAGCCAAGCCUGCGGUGGUAACCAGGUGAGGUCCAACUUUCCUGGCGAUUCUCUCUGAAUACAUAUUAAAAGCUUUUCAGCCACAGGGCACUUGCGUGGCCCGGACUG